Molecule: messenger RNA, 2536 nt
Organism: Styela clava
Lineage: Eukaryota; Metazoa; Chordata; Ascidiacea; Stolidobranchia; Styelidae
Source: RefSeq, a predicted model, not a curated record
ACGAGACUUGCAAUAUGGCACAUGAAGGAGUUGUUAACGAUGAAAUCCAAUGUACAAAUAUGUUCAAUGUCCUGCCUGGUGGAACAAUGAAUGUGACUUUAAAGCAGGGAGAUAAUGUUGUUAAUCUUUUCAAAAAGAUGGGAUUGCAGGACAUUAAUAAUGAACAAAAUUCUGACGAAAGUCCUGUCAAUAGUGAUAGAGAAAGUGAAACACCAGAUGAUUUAAAGAAAACUGAAUUGGAUAUCGAUGAAGACAGAUACAGUGACGAUAGCGAUAAAAUGCAAGAGAAACUGAAACAAGGUCUAAAAGAAAUCGCAGAAAUACAGCUCACAGAAACAAGUCAACUGGAAACAUUGAUACUGAUUCUCAAACAAUAUGUCAAGAUGGGAGAAGAAGCAGAAUACAUCGAAACAAGAGAAAAAAUUAAUACCAUAACCAGUACCACUACAGAUAUAAACAAAAUCCUGACAUUAGCAGCUAAAUACAUGAAAAAAGGUCAAGAAUUUGAGAUGAUUGUUACAUGCACCCAGGCAGUUUGUUGGUACAAGCACCGAGCAAUGCUCGGAAAAGAUCCACAAACUUGUAUCAGGCAGAUGGUAUCGGAGUGCAUGUCUCUUUCAUCUAUCGCUGCUCAGCAAAUGUUCAAAAACAAGAAUGAAGAAAACGACCUUUACAGCAUAUAUAUUAUCUCCAUGAUGUACGAGAUGCUGCUAGAUGUAAAGGAUAUUACCGAGGUCAAUCAAGCAUGUAAAGUUGGCAUGACAACGUCUGCGUCAUAUCACGUGGCUUGCGUGCAUUUUUUCUUAGAUCAAUGGGGGGAAAUGUAUGAAAUUUGCCAGGCUGCUAUUUCAGAAAUUAAGGACAUAUGUGGCAACAUUGCCAAGGAAUGCCUUGUCUUCGGUGAUGUUCUACUUAUGGCCGGAAUAGCUAAAUAUAGACUCGGACAAAAUCGAGAAGCAGAAAAACUAUGGCGGGAAGCGGUAGAUACUUUUGAUGCUGAAGGCAGCAUAAACAGCAACCCAGAAAAAGAAAGAAAUAUUAGACUUGUGAACCAUUGGCUUUCACUUGUAUCUUUGUAGAAAUGAGAAGAACAAACACUAAGUGAAUAUUUUCCUGUAUUUCUACGCUAUUUUUUAUUUUAUUUUCACGAAACUAGCACUACUAACUAACUUUUAACCAAGCAACUAACUAAACAUACUAAUAUCCAACUACUGACUUAUAGAGGGAAAAUUUUCCCACAUUAUCGGAUGUAUGGUAACAGUUAUUAAUACAGGAUAACCCAACCCAAAGCUCCUCAGAAAAAAACUGAAUAAAAUACAGAACCUAUCAAUUCCUUGGUUACGUCUACAAAAAUGAAGAAAAUUUUGUUACAACUUGAAAUUCUUUCUGUGUAUGAUUGUACCCAGAAGUGUCAGUAAUUUGGAACACUUUAUUAUGUUCUCUCUAUAAUAUAUUCCAAACGACCUGGGUUCUAUUUUUAUGGGUCACCUAGUCAAGAUCUCAAGUUUUGGGGCGUGAUGAGGGUGGCGGCCAUCGACAUGUUCGUUCAGCAAUGAGGACAUGGCAAUUUGAAAUUCUGGGGCGCGAGGGAGGUGUUGGUCUCAGGCUGAACAAUAGACUCAUCAGCAAUGACAAACCUCUGAUGACAAAAUAGUAGACAGAUAGCCAUAAGCUACUGUUCUUUCUUAAAUUCCAUGCGACAAUUGGGAGCAUUAAUAACUAUAAAUAAGGCAAGAAACGGUGUAGUCUAUGAACUGCACUGUGAACUUCUUAACAGGGAUUAGUCUGGUUUGCAGACGAAUUUACAAAAACUCACUUAUCUCGAAAUGUGAACCAGACUUGAUAAUCAAGCAAGAUUGGGUGUCAAACAGUUAACGUAUAUACAUGAUAGAUGAUCUCUAAAUAAGACUUUAAAUACCUUUAGCUUAUAUUAAAAUUAUGUUAUUUUUUGUUGGUAAAAUAUUGUUUUACCCAUUUGAACUGUGAACUAAAAAGUUACAAAUCUAUUUUAUGCAUUUCAUUUAAUUAAUCAUACGAUCUAUUUGAACAUCAAAUACAAUCUAAAACAAAACACUUUCAAUCAAAUUUUGAAACUAAAGCCAUUACUACAGAAUUAUGAUUCAAAAAGGAUAAAUUUCUAAUUUUAUCAAAAGCUAUUUACUUUGAAGUAUUUGAAUUUAUUUAUCCUCCUAAAACAGCUUUUGUAAUAUUACAAUGAAAGUAUAGGAUGUAGAAAACAUGCAUAUAACCAAAGCUAUUAUCAAUGGAUAUGAUUUUAUAAAUAAAAAUGUUUAGAUAGAUUUUAUCGUUAACAGUGUCUGUGCCUUUUUGGUAAAUUUCAGUCAAUAAUUAUUUCCUUUUCGAGGCAGUGUUGGAAGAUAAAUUAAUCUAUAAAAUCAAAAUUCUAUGCUGAAGAGACAAAGUCAUUUAAAAAUUACGAUAGUUAUAUUGUAAAAUGCGACUGAUUUUCUUAUUUUUUUUAUAUCAAUGUUAUAUUUUAUAUUCUUUCAUGCAAAUAUAGGAAGACAAAAUCUGC